This is a messenger RNA of Candida dubliniensis CD36, 2685 nucleotides long. RefSeq lists its product as uncharacterized. Gene Ontology annotation, biological process: positive regulation of kinase activity; phosphatidylinositol biosynthetic process. Bases 1 to 2685 code for a protein of 894 amino acids. Gene Ontology annotation, cellular component: endosome membrane; fungal-type vacuole membrane; PAS complex. Lineage: Eukaryota; Fungi; Ascomycota; Pichiomycetes; Serinales; Debaryomycetaceae. The record is from RefSeq and is a predicted model, not a curated record. The transcript has a single exon.
AUGAAUACAGGGAAGGUGUUGGAACCAUCCUUGGUAAAGGAUCUAUCCAACCACAUAUAUGAAAAGAGAAAGGCCACUGCGUUUCAAAUUGAGUCGUUGACAAAAAAUGCUUUAGGACACAACGACAGUCAAACAAUAUAUAAGAUAAUCAACGAACUCACAGAGUUAACAAGCACGGGCACAAAUCUGGCCAAAAUGGGGGCAAUAACUGCUCUUGGAAGUGUGUCUGUUGCUCUUGGGUCUUUUGCCAUUGCGUACUUUUUAGAGGAUAUCGUCAAACCCAUCUUUUCAACAUUCAAGGACACUGACGCACGCGUCAGAUACUAUGCUUGUGAAUCAUUGUACAAUGUUGCCAAAAUAGCCAGGGGAGAGAUAUUAAUUUAUUUCAAUGACAUUUUUGAUAUAUUGUGUAUCUUGGUUAGCGAUUCAGAAAGCAGUGUCAAGAAUGCUGCUGACAUCCUAGAUCGAUUGGUUAAGGAUAUCGUAAGUGCUAAGGCAACCAAUUAUGUUAGCAUAUUGCAGCAGCAGCAGGAGUCGCAAAUACGAAGCAAUUUGGUUGAUGCUCAAGGUAACGCCAUUCAAGUGAACGAGCCACAAGACCCAAGCAAGGCGUUUUCGUUGCCGAAAUUCAUCCCCACUUUACUAGAGAGAAUGUAUACAACAGACCCGUUUACCAAGAAAUUCUUACUAAGCUGGUUGGAAUUGUUUGACGAUAUUCCAUCGUUGGAGUUAAUUAGAUUUUUACCGGAAUUCUUGAAACCGUUGAUUCAGUUUUUGUUUAAUAACUCGCCCACAGAUAUCCGUUCGGAAACAGAGAACAUGUUGAACGUGUUUCUAGAGGAGAUCAAGUAUAUAACCAAGAUAAAGAUUGAUGCGAGAAAGAAGGAGCUGGCUAGUAAGAAAAUCAAACAGGGAGAGCUAGAUGGGAAUGCCAAAAAGGGCAAACAAGACCAUGGCUCUCCUAGCUUGAAGUUGCACGAUACCGAAUCUGCCAUCGAUGAAGAUAGUGGAGCCGAUGAUGAAGCGUCCAUAAAAUCCGAUGAUACCACGAUUGUGAGAAGGCCACCAAUCAGUGGACUUACUGCGAAGCCAACUGAGGGUCACAACAAAAUUGAUGCACCUGGUGGUGGUGGUGGUGGUGAUACUAAGGAGGAACACGAAGAAAACGAAGAAGUGACACCUGGACAGGAUAUUUUUAUUGAUUACGAGAAAAUCAUUUUGAUUUUGUUGUCGUUUCUCAAAUCUUCCGAUUCAGAAAGUAAUUUCAAAGAUUUGGGGAACGAACCCCAUGAGAUAUAUUGUCAGGUACAAUUUAUUGCUAUUAAAUGGCUACGUGAUAUAUUGGAAAUGGCCCCGUCAAGUAUCUUAAAGCAAUUUCCAGAAUGUGUUGGUGUUACUUUGAAAAAUAUCUCGAAAACCGACAAGGCACAAGAUUUUGAGUUAAGAGACUCGUUUCUUGAUUUCAAUUUGGCUAUGCAACUGUUUUUGUACAAGUUCAAUGAUGAUAGUUUAGACGAGCUCAACGAGACUCUCGGGUUAGACAGAGAAACCUAUACUGAGUUUAACGAAGUCAAGCUACCACUUACUUUAUCAGCCAUAGUUAAAGAGUAUUUGAACUCGGUAAGCGAACUAGCUAGAACCACAAGUUUAGAUUGGAUGAUAUUCAUAUAUGAGAGAAACCCCAAAGAGUUCAUGUCGCUUUUCCAAGUGGAAGCUAACAACUUUGAGUUGACCGACCUAUUGAAAUAUGACACUAGCAAUGAAGUGAUACUCAAGGUGUUGACUUUGAUGGCAAAAAUAUCUGAAGCAAACCAAAAAUUUUUCAAGAAUUUCAUUGUAAAAUUGGUUAAGAUAUUUGAAUUGGACGGCUCAGAAAAGGCCUUUAAAGUUGAAUUUAUAAUUCGGAAAUUGUGUGUUUCGCUAAACUCGGAAUUGAUUUUCACUGCUUUGUCAGAGGUGUUGAUCACUUUGAACGACUUGGAUUUCUUGAACACUAUGGUUGUUACCUUGAACAACAUAUUGCUAACUUCACAAGAGUUGUUGCCGUUCCGGAAGAAGUUAAAGGGCUUGGAUUCUAACAAGGUAGAGGAUUGGCAGCUAUUUUCGUCAUUAUUCCAGAGCUGGUGCCACAAUGCACCUAGUGCGAUAUCCCUAUGCUUAUUGACAUCGAAUUACGAGUUAUCAUUCUUGAUUAUUAAGAACUUGUCUGAAUUGGAGGUGACUUCGCAGUUAUUGAUUCAGUUAGAUGUUUUGGUCCAAUUGUUGGAGCUGCCGAUAUUUAUGAAAUUGAGAUUGAACCUAUUGGAGCCGGAAAAGCAUCCGUAUCUUUUCAAAACGUUGUACGGAUUGUUGAUGAUAUUGCCCCAAAGCAAUACGUUCAUGUCGUUGAGAAAUAGGUUGACGACAGUGAGUAACUACAAUAGUAAUUCCGGUCCGCAAUUUCAUUUAUCGACUCCAUUAACAACACCAACACCUGCUGCUGGAACUACGACAACUACCAUUCCAACUGCAAGCUCUACCAGCAGUCAGUCUAUUAAGAGGAAAAGAAUAUAUGAGAUGUUAGACAAAUUUAUUAAAAUCCAAAACUGUCAUGAGGAAUAUAACAACAGUAAUAAGAGAAUGAACAACCCAGUUGGUUAUAAUCUUGAGUCGGCUUCAGUUUUCCCGGUUAAUCUGCUUAAAUAG